Saccoglossus kowalevskii is the source of this 1624-nucleotide messenger RNA. RefSeq names its product sialate:O-sulfotransferase 1-like. The record is from RefSeq and is a predicted model, not a curated record. NCBI's taxonomy places the organism in Eukaryota, Metazoa, Hemichordata, Enteropneusta, Harrimaniidae.
UUUGGGUGGACAUUCGGUGAAAAAUACUUGAUUGUGAUAUUUUGUCAGAUAUUACAAUUAUGAUAUAUAUGAAAAAACUAUGAAAACCACAAAAUUGAACGUGUGCUAUUGUUGUAUUGCUGUUUUUAUCACAUGCCUCUAUUUGCUGUUGGAGCGACGUCAUUCAUUCUUCAAAAGUUCAGUAUUUGACAUCAUCGACAAUCACUAUGCUUCUAAGGACACAUCACGCAGACAGCAAUCGGCCAAACCUAUGUCAUCAGUAACAUUACCAAAUAUACAUCUACCAGUGAUAUUAGGUAAAGACAAUCAAACUUCAAUACAUACAUCCAGUAAACCCACACCACAUAGACAGGUGUCAGUCACAGCUGAAACACACAGAAAUGGUAAAAACGUAUCAUUGGACAACUCAACACUGAAGCAAGAUAACAUUAAUUGUGAGCUUCGAUUCUCCAAUAAGACAUUUCCAAUUGUUGCCUUAGCAAGUCCACCAGGUUCUGGCAACACAUGGGUUCGUCAUCUAUUACAACAAUCUACUGGUAUAUAUACAGGGUCAGUAUUUACAGAUGGUAAACUUUAUAGAGCAGGUUUUCUUGGUGAAUUUGAAAAUGCAUAUUGUGAUAAAGUUAUUGUCACCAAAAUACAUGGUACGUUAGGAAAAGUGAACAAGUUUUCAUCGGUAAUUUUAUUGCUAAGAAAUUUACGAGACGCCUGUUUAGCUGAACUUAAUCGACACUUUACUGGAAAUGAUCACACGGGUUUUGCUAAAAAAAAGAUAGAAGACCAUGACGUGAAAGAAGUAUUGGAUGGGGUUUCAAACGUAGCUAUAAAUUGGUUAAAGUCAUACAAUGGACCAAUGCUGGUAGUACACUAUGAGGAUUUAUUAAAGGAUACUACAGGCGAAGUUACCCGGAUGUUGGAUUUUCUAAACGUCACGGAAUCAGACCGCCGAAUGGAAUGCCUCAAGAAAAACGUUGAAGGGUCAUUUCAUAGAAAUGAUAAUACUACCUGUCCGGUUAAGUUCUCCCAGAAGACACUCCCCACUGUUGCCUUGGCCGGCCCACCAAAUGCAGGUUUCCUUGGUGAAUAUGAAAAACCAGAUUGUGGUAAAAUCAUUGCAACCGCAAUUCAUUCACCAGUAUCUGAUGUGAACGCCAUGUUCACAUCCGCAAUUAUUUUACUGCGAAACCUGUUUGAUUUGUGUUUGGAAGAAGUCCAUCAGAGAUUGAAAACACCAGGGAAUGACACAGAUGAGAAUCACGUGGUCCACAUCGGCAAAACAUUUAUCAAGAACCGAAUUCGCCAAUUAUACCACUGGUCGUGUUUUUGGCUGAAAGGAUACCAUGGACCAAUAUUGAUUGUGCACUAUGAAGAUUUGGUUAACGACACUAAAGGCGAAGUUACCCGAAUGCUGGAUUUUCUGAAUGUUAGCAUGGCAGACCGACGGAUGGAUUGUAUCUACACUAACACUGAAAACUCUAGACAACGCGUUCAGAACAAUAGUGAUGACUAUGAAAUAUUCUAUGGGUUAAAAGAGUACAUUACUGACAAGACACAGUUCCUAUGUGACUUGUUGACUGAAAAAGGGUUUAAACCAAUGAUUCCGGUUAGUCUCCCUUUUAACUGA